UACAUACCAACGUACCUAUCUUUCAUUACUGCGUGUACAGACCAACAGCAUAGCAUCUCCGCGCCGCUGAUUGGUGAAGGGUCGGCCGGCCGAUCAUCCGUUGGUCGCGCUCCUCGUUCGGCGUCCCAUCUUUCGACUCAUUGGACAGACGGCCGCUGCCUUGCAGGCUGUUCUAAAUGCGACCCAAUUGUUUCAGGCUUGUCUGAUUGCGCAAACCCUCCCAUCAUGCAGAAGUCAAGAGCACACGUCGCGGAGGCCCCAGUCACAGCGACCACGGGCCCAUCGACACAAUGCAACAAAAGGCGCCCAUCGUCCCGCCAGUCAACAACAGCCGCAAUAGUCUCUGAGACCGCACGACAGCGAGCUGACCAGGCGCCCUGCACUUCCCCCCAAUUGCAACCCGGCCAACAGCCUCCUCACGAAAUGCCAGCCCCGGAUGCUGCUGAAGACGUCCGUCUCACUCGGACCGGCCGAAUCAGCAAAGCUAGCAAAGGCCGACGCGUCCAUACGUGUGAAUGUGGAAAGACGUACACUCGCAAUGAGCAUUUAAGCCGACAUCAACAGAGUCACAAGCCAGACGCAUUCCCGUGUGGCAUCGCAGAUUGUAAGCGGUCGUUCAACCGAGAGGACCUUCUUGACAGGCACAAAGUGCGACAGCAUGGGGUUCCGUCUUCCAUCAGUGAUGCGCAUUCGUCGCCGAGCAUACAACAGCCUCUCCCUACGAGUGAAGGUGGAUGUCAGUCCACGAUGGCGGCACCUGCUGUGCAGCCAUCCUUUGACGAACCCUCGUCGGAACACAUGCUGGUCCCAGCAGCAUCUCAACCAUCACAUGCUUUUGAACAGUCGCAAUUUGAUUCGAGGUACGAUAAACUGCGAUGAGAAGCUCUUUCUCCCCCUCCAGCUCCUGGACGGUUGAACGCUCCUUGGGUGGCAGAGCGCAU
Neohortaea acidophila is the source of this 941-nucleotide messenger RNA. RefSeq lists its product as uncharacterized. The transcript has 4 exons. Gene Ontology annotation, biological process: regulation of transcription by RNA polymerase II. Gene Ontology annotation, cellular component: chromatin. The coding region runs from base 226 to 879 and encodes 217 amino acids. NCBI's taxonomy places the organism in Eukaryota, Fungi, Ascomycota, Dothideomycetes, Mycosphaerellales, Teratosphaeriaceae. Gene Ontology annotation, molecular function: DNA-binding transcription factor activity, RNA polymerase II-specific; RNA polymerase II cis-regulatory region sequence-specific DNA binding. The record is from RefSeq and is a predicted model, not a curated record.